AUGGCUAUCUUCUUCGAUUCAUGGGUGACUGAAAUGUUGGCUGUACUGUCAACAGUUUUCGCAGUACUGUACGUUACCUUCAAAAUCAAUUACACCUACUGGAAGAAGAAGGGUCUGCCAUACUUGGAGCCUUCUUUUCCACUAGGAAAUGGCUGGAACACGACACUAAUGAGGAAAUGUCCGGGUGAAGAUAUGAAAGACGUUUAUUCUGAAACAGAAGGCAAGGACGUCGUGGGUAUUUACUCAUUAAACAAUCCUCUUCUUGUUGUGAGGGAUCCAGAGCUGAUCAAAACGAUCAUAGUGAAGGAUUUCAACUACUUUCCCGACCGGGGCAUCUACGUAGACGAGGAGACAGAUCACCUGACGGCGCACCUCUUCUUCCUCGGAGGAACCAAGUGGAAGGGUCUGCGACAGAAACUGACGCCCACGUUCACGUCGGGAAAAAUGCGCGCCAUGUUCGGCAUAGUGCUCGAUUGCGCGCGGGUUCUGGCUGACGUCACACCUGCGGGCAGUGUUGUGGAAGUCCGCGAGCUGAUUGCCCGCUACUCCACCGACGUCAUUGCUUCCUGCGCCUUCGGCAUCGACGUUGACAGCCAGCACAACCCCGAGGCGGAGUUCCGUCAGUGGGGACGGCGCUUCUUCAAGCCAUCUAUCCGUUCUUACCUGACUCAGGCUCUGGGAUUCUCUAAUCCCAAACUGCGCAACCUGCUGCCAAUAGCCUUCACACCAAAGGACAUCACAGAGUACUUUACACGCGUCGUUGAUGACACAGUCAAACACCGAGAGAAGACAGGCGUCAUUAGGAAGGACUUCAUGCAGUUGAUGAUUCAGUUGAAGAACAUUGGAUAUGUUGAUGACAGCUUCUCAAUAACUGGGCAGAAAAGUGCUGAACAGAAAAGUAAGACGCUGACGACCAAGGAGGUGGCAGCACAGGCGUGGGUGUUCUUCCUCGCUGGGUUCGAAACAUCCUCCACUACCGUAAGCUUCUGCCUGUAUGAGCUCGCUAGACAUCGGGAUAUCCAGAAGAAGGUGCAAGAAGAAAUUGACGACGUACUGAAGAAGAACAACGGUGAUGUGACGUAUGACAUUAUAAUGACCCAGAUGCCGUAUUUGGAAAAGGUGGUGAACGAAACCCUUCGUAUGUAUCCGCCCGUUCCAGUUUUGAAUCGCGAGGCGGUGCAGGAUUACAAGCUACCAGGAUACGACUGUGUCUUGGAGAAAGGAACCAAGGUGCUCAUUCCAGUCAUGGGACUCCAUUAUGACAGGAAAUUCUUCCGAAACCCCGAGAAAUUCGACCCGGAGCACUUCUCUGAGGAGCAGAAGGCAUCGAGGCACCCCUAUUGCUAUCUACCCUUUGGCGAAGGGCCACGCAUCUGCAUUGGGAUGCGUUUUGGGCUGAUGCAGGUGAAGGUGGCGCUGGUACAUCUGCUGUCGAAAUUUGACUUUCUGCCCGUUGGAGGCAAGCAGUCGAAGCUACGCAUGGCUCCAAACAACAUCUUGUUGACACCAAUUGGCGGAAUCGACCUGAGGGUGGAGCGCCGACGAAUGGCUGCGUGCUGAAGAUGGGGCUUAAACUGAAGCUGAAGCUACGUUGGACAGCUCAGCAAGAGUGUCUGCACACCCUCUACUCGCAUCCCUUGAGUACCGGAUCCCACAAAUAACCCUGUGUCGUGACGGAAAAUUAAUGUCAUUUUAUUGAUUACAAUGAAAUGUUACAAGCUGCCAAUUGAUACUAUUUCUUGUGUCAUGUAGUGUCCAUUAAGACUGAUAUCACUGUUAAAGCUGAACAGUUUUUUUUUUUUACCAAACCAUAAAGAUGUAUGCAUUGUAAUGUCUCCUGCUCACUUGCUUUGUGUUGUCUUUGUAUGCCCUUUAGAGGUGUCGAAUACCUAUCCUCACUUUUAACUUAGCGUACUUACUUACUUGUCGUCUCUACCUACUACUGUCUGAAACAAAACCACGUACGGUACGCUUGUUGCUAGAGUACCAUUGCGAACAUUUGUUGGAUGUAAGGACCACAGCUUUUGCGCUUCAUACAAGUAAGCAGGGGCUGACGUUAGUCAGAGACGUAAUUUACAAGAAUGUUUGGAAAAGUCAGAAGCAAGGGCCUGUACACUAUUUUCCUUUCUUUUAAUGAGAUGAUAUGUAGAAUCGCUUAAUUAAUUCCAUACUAUAAGUUCCUAUCUCUGUCAACCUACAGAUAGAGUAUUUCUUUGAUUUAGAUAUGUGCCUAUAAAAUCAGAACAUCAACGAGUUUCUCUUGAAAGGAGAAGGCGAAAAGAAUAUUUUUUAUGAAUUAAUAGAAACAGUAAAAUAAACUGCUAUUAUCU
This is a messenger RNA of Schistocerca cancellata (South American locust), 2330 nucleotides long. RefSeq names its product cytochrome P450 6k1-like. Gene Ontology annotation, molecular function: monooxygenase activity; heme binding; oxidoreductase activity, acting on paired donors, with incorporation or reduction of molecular oxygen. The transcript is spliced from 4 exons. The coding region runs from base 1 to 1560 and encodes 519 amino acids. The record is from RefSeq and is a predicted model, not a curated record. Lineage: Eukaryota; Metazoa; Arthropoda; Insecta; Orthoptera; Acrididae.